UAUAAACCAAACACCCCUCCCUCCUCAACCUCUCCAAUCCCAUCCUCGUCCCCACCUAGGCAUCUCCCUCUUCCCUGUCCUAGAGAUAGAGAGAGAGAAAGAGAGAGGGGCCGCAUUGUCCUAGAGAGAGAAAGGCCGCAAGGUGUGCGGAGUUCGUGACGGACCCAACUCCCCAGAAGGGUAAAAUUCCAGGGAGGGGGAGGGGGAGGGGGAGAGGGGGAUGGAUGUGAGGAAGAUAGCGGUGGUGGUGGAGGACGCGGAGGCGGCGAGGACGGCGCUCGGGUGGGCCCUCCGCAACCUGCUCCGCUGCGGCGACGUGAUCACCCUCCUCCACGUCUACUCCGCCGCCGCCGGCGGCUCCAGGAGCAGGAAGAAGCUGCGGCUCCUCCGCCUCCGGGGCUACCAGCUGGCCCUCUCCUUCAAGGACAUCUGCAGCAGCUUCCCCAACACCAAUAUAGAGAUUGUGGUCGCGGAGGGCGACCAGGAGGGCGCGAAGAUCGCGUCGCUGGUGAGGGAGAUGGGCGCGUCGGCCCUCGUCGUCGGGCUCCACGACCGGAGCUUCCUCUACAAGUUGGCCAUGACCCACGACGACAUUGCGAGCAACUUCAACUGCAGAGUCCUAGCCAUCAGGCAACCACCUUCUUCCCCGUUCAGCAGCACCAAGACUCAUGUGAUUACGACGGACGCUUCAUCGAUCAACUUGGACUUUUCCCAGGUCGAUAUGACCCCGUUGGACCUACCUGAUAUUCAUCCGCCUAAAAUCCCUUACCGGUUAUGCCCAAAUCCCUCGGCCAUCAUCUGGAGAUCGAGGAAACCGAGGAGAAGACGAGGCGGUUCUUCAAGAUGACCCUAUCAAAGCUGGUCGAACCCAUUUACACACAGUUCUCUCUAUCUCUCUCUUUGUCCCCUUCCUCAUUGGAGAGCUGGAUGGACUGGCAUUUAGUUCUGGUCCAUGGCAUGAUCCUUCUCUCAUCAACUCACUCUCACAGAUGAUACAACACCCUCAGAUUACAGAAGACUGAAAAUAGAUGAAGAUUGACAACACACCCUUACUGUUUUGAUUGAUUAGCUCAUCUCACUUUCCUACUCUUCUCU
Molecule: messenger RNA, 1095 nt
Organism: Eucalyptus grandis
Lineage: Eukaryota; Viridiplantae; Streptophyta; Magnoliopsida; Myrtales; Myrtaceae
Exons: 4
Coding region: 221-847 (208 amino acids)
Source: RefSeq, a predicted model, not a curated record